AUGGCACUAGCCACUACACAAGAAGCAGAGGAGUAUGUCACAAUGCCCCGUGCAUCUAUGGAUGAGGCUGUAAUGCCAGGAUUGGUUUCCAAGGCGCUAGACAGACAAUGCAGAAAGGGCUUUUGUGACUUUGUGGACGCCGUAUUUCCGAACAUUUAUUACAGCUACAGCAAUCGUGUGGAACUUCCUUGGUUCGAAAUCGCUCAAUACGACCGAGGUGCAGGACCUGCAAUGCAGUGGGGGUUUCGCAGCCUUGGGACCUGGCAGCUAGGCAGGGUAAAUGGCAAUCAACGACAUAUUCUUGCCAGUCAGGAAAUGUACGGCCGUGGAUUGCGACAUCUUGUUAAAGCCAUCAAGAAUCCUGCCACAGUUGGCACGAACGACACCCUUGGAGCUGCAAUCCUGUUAGGAAUUUAUGAGUUGAUGAAUUCAACAGAGCAGAACUCAUGGCUGCUACAUUCACGUGGAAUUUCUCAUCUCUUGCGCCUCAGGGGAGCGAAGACUCAUGCGAGUGGAUAUGGCCGUACCCUACUUUUAUCCUUUCGCGGACUCCUAGUUUAUGAGGCCUUUACUCGGGGAGAGGCAUGUUUCUUAGAAAGCGAGGAAUGGAGGUCAACUCUCCCAGAUGCCUUAGAGGACGAGCAGCGACGUGGCACAAACUGUGGUCUGGGCUUGCUCAUGGACUAUGCAUUCAAUGAAAUAGCUCAGUGCCCCGGGUUUCUUGCCAAGACUAAAGCCCUAGUUGCCUCAUCGCGAACUACCAAUGCGGAGAGAGAGGAUUUAUUGGGUGCAAUAAACAGCAGCCGACAGAUCCUAGACGACGUGGAAAUGCAAAUAAUGGCUGGCGUGAAGGCUGAUCACGAAGGGAUCAAUAAUGAGGCUGCGGCUUUCUUUGGACUUAUUCCCCGUUCCAUCAAGGAUGCAUCGGUGAAAUUCACCCUCGAGGGUGUCCAUUCAGGGAUCGCACUUCUCCGGCAGUUAUCGGUUGUGCUAGUGUCCGAUCGGAGCCGGCAAAAAUCAGUAACACCGUGGUUAAAACUCGAUUCAUGUAAGAAUGAGCUAGAGAUCAUAAAAGACGCCGGUGAAAUUGCCCAGUUGUCGAAACAAGGUACUCGAUUGCACCCAACAGGUCCACAGCAACAGGGCAGCCCGAAGGUCUGGCAUGAUCGCAUCGCCUUAGCAAUGGGGAUGCCAGAACAAGUUUGA
This is a messenger RNA of Penicillium vulpinum, 1206 nucleotides long. RefSeq lists its product as uncharacterized. Bases 1 to 1206 code for a protein of 401 amino acids. NCBI's taxonomy places the organism in Eukaryota, Fungi, Ascomycota, Eurotiomycetes, Eurotiales, Aspergillaceae. The transcript has a single exon. The record is from RefSeq and is a predicted model, not a curated record.